This is a messenger RNA of Paramecium pentaurelia, 1761 nucleotides long. The record is from the annotation of a GenBank genome assembly. NCBI's taxonomy places the organism in Eukaryota, Ciliophora, Oligohymenophorea, Peniculida, Parameciidae.
AUGGGUUGUUGUAUAAAAUCAAAUAAACUAAAUAAGAUUUAAGUCAUCAAGACAUCUAAUGGUGUGAAUAUAUUUACAUCUACAACAGAUAUUCAUCAAAUUUAUACUUUUGGAAAAAUGAUGGGUUUAGGAGUAUUUGGAAAGGUAAUGAUGGCUAAGAUGAAAUCAAAUGAUGAAAAAUUAUUUGCAAUAAAGAUUGUAGAAAAAGCUAAGCUAUAAGGAAAAGAAACAUAAUUGUCUAAUGAAAUUUAUGUUCUUUAAAAACUUGAUCAUCCAAAUAUUGUAAAAUUUUACGAAGUUUAUUAAAACAAUAUGAAUUUCUACAUUUGUAUGGAAUAUUGUGGAGGAGGAGAACUUUUAAAGAGAAUUCCAUAACAUUAAAGUUCAUUAACAGAAAAAUAAUGUUAAAAAAUAGCUAUCAAAGUAUUUAUUUUAAAUUGAUUCAUAGGUACUCUCAGCUAUGGCUUAUAUGCACGAAUAGGGUAUAAUUCAUAGGGAUAUUAAACCAGAGAACAUUUUAUUUAGUAAAAAAGAUUUGAAUUCUGAACCAAAAAUUAUAGAUUUUGGAAUGGCAAUCAAGCUAGAUGAAACAAAUUAAUAGUAUUUACUGAAUUUAAUAAAAUAGAAACAGAAUGAAUUGUGUUGGAACUCCCUUAUAUGUAGCACCAGAAGUGAUUGAUGGAUAUUAUAGUGAUAAAUGUGAUGUAUGGAGUUUUGGAGUAAUGCUUUUUUAUUUACUUUGUGGAUAUCCUCCUUUUUAUGCUGGUAAUAAAAAGGAUUUAUUUUCUAAUAUAUAAAAUCAAGAAGUAAAUAUACAAUAAUAAAUAAGUUAAUUUUUGACAGAAGACAUUGGAAUUUUAUGUCAAAGGAAGUUAAGACUUUCUUAAAACGAUUAUUAUGUAAGAAUCCACUUCUAAGACCAACUGCUAAAGAUCUUUUAAAAGAUCCAUGGUUUAAUGUGUCUUUGGAUGGAGUCGAUAAAAAUUAAUUAAGGCGAUCUAAAACUAAAGCAACUACUUUAAGACAAACAGCUCCAAGUGAUUAUUUUGAAGAUUGCCGAUCUAUUUAUUAAAUGUUAAAGAACUAUAAAAAUGGAGCAAAAUUUAAGAAGGAAGUAAUGAAAGUACUUAUAAACUUAAUGAAUGAAAAAGAGUUAGAAAAUUUAAAGAAAGUCUUCUCAAAAAUAGAUGGAGAUAAUUCUGGAACUAUUACAUAUCAAGAAUUGUAAAAAGCAUUUUUGAGUGAAGUAAUAAUAAAUUUAAAUAAUAUCAAAGGGAUCUAGAGUAUCACAAGAAGAAAUUAAAACAUUGAUGAUGGCUGUAGGAUUUGAAAAUGAAGUUGAGACUGAAGAUUGUUCCUCUGCUAAAUCCUAUAAACCUUUAGUUAUAAAAUAUAGUGAUUUUUUAUUGGCUUGCAUAGAUGAACGAAAAGUACUUACUAAAGAUAAAGUAUAUUUGUAUUUAUAUUUAAAAGCUCUUUUCUUUAUUCAAAUAUUUUGAUACUUAAAACAGAAAUUAUAUAACAAAAGAAAAUAUCUAAGAAAUAUUAGCUAGACAUGGAAAAUCUUUAACAGAAACUAAAAUAAAUUAGAUGAUCUAUGAAAUCGAUCCUAAUCACGAUGAGAAGAUUACAUUUGAUGAAUUUUGUUAAAUGAUGUCUACCAAUAUUGGUGCUUAAUUUAUUGAAUUUAAAUAAGGAAAUAUUGAAUAAUAGACAGUUUCACCAAAUCGAAAAGAAGUAGAACUAAUAUAAUUUGAAUGA